This is a messenger RNA of Lolium perenne, 585 nucleotides long. The record is from RefSeq and is a predicted model, not a curated record. NCBI's taxonomy places the organism in Eukaryota, Viridiplantae, Streptophyta, Magnoliopsida, Poales, Poaceae.
AUGGGCAGGGACGGGGGUAGCGGCAUCCCAACCGGGCGGGAGGGAACUACCUCCACCGCCUUCGCGGUCGCCGACCGGACAUGCCAAAGGGGGAAAACCAGCCCCAAGCUGGCCCGGCUGGGCCCCCGUAAAGCCCCACUGCCAAGCUGCAGCAGGCCGGCCGAAGCGCCGCCGCCACCCAUCCACCGCCGCCGCACCAUCUCCGCCGCCGUGGAGCUCCGCCGGCGCGCCGAACGCAGGAGACCCGCCCAGCCGAUCUGGGCCCCGAACCGGGCGGAUCCGGGCCGAGCAGGUCCCGUCCGCGCCGCCCGCCGUCGCUGCUCGGCCUCCAGCCCAGGCUGCGCCACCGUUCUUCCUCCCACCCGGCGCGCGGGUCUCACGCCGCCGCGCCGGACCGCCGUCGGCCCGAGGUGCACCGCGCCGCCAAGGGGCCCCAGCGCCCCCGCCGCGCCGCGGGAAGCCCGCCCGUCGCUCCUCCGCAAGAUGUGCCAGGAUGAUGCCGCUCUCUGGCGCGGCCGGUUCCCGGUUGACGCCCAUGUCUGUGUUGAUGCCUGGCUCAACCUCCUCCGUUCCUCGUGCGUGUAA